Messenger RNA from Darwinula stevensoni, 3623 nucleotides. Lineage: Eukaryota; Metazoa; Arthropoda; Ostracoda; Podocopida; Darwinulidae. The record is from the annotation of a GenBank genome assembly.
AUGGCCACCGUGCUGAAGCUCAGGGGUGUGGACAACGUCUAUGUCCUUAUUGGAUUGGAGAGGAACUUUCAAUUCUCCAACAAGAAAGUAGAAUGCCUGCAGCAAUUAUGUGACUUUGUGGAUGAUUUGGACUGGGAGAAAGGAAUCCAGGUGUGGAGGUCAGUUACUGGCUUUGGAGAAUUUGAGAAGCCUGAUGUAAAAGGAGGAGUACGCCAUGAGGUGGAUGUGGCAUGGUAUCAACAAGAUUCAAAGCAAGAAAACAGAGAGAAAGCAAGAGGGAUUAACCUUAUCAAUGCAGACAUUGGUGGGGAAACUCAACUUGAGGUUGCUGUUAUUGAGGAAGAGCCAAAGCACAACUCUGAGGAGGAUAAACAUGAAGAUGAUGAAUCCUGUGAAAAUGUAUCAAUUGAAGUUGAUUUGAAUGGGGUAGCAAAAAAGGUUAAGGAAGAACAUGGGAAUGCCUUGCAGAAUGAAGAUGAAAUUAGUCCAGUUAUGGGCUCAUCUUAUGAACCCAAAGUCCAUGUGAAUUCAUCUCCAUUGAAUGAAAAAUGCAAGAAUGAAACCAUAGUUCAUGAAUCAAGUAUGAACGAAGCUGCAGAGACCAGUGAUAAAAUUCUUUCCUUGUAUCAUGACAGUGCUCAGAAUACCAAUGCUUCCUCAAAUCCAAACUCUCAACCUGAUAUGAAUAAUGGUAACUACAAAUUGUAUGAUGAAAAAUCAGCAGCUGGUGGAAAGGAUUAUGCUUUGGAACUCGUGGAAUUGCUUGUAGAAAGCAUUAUUGAUGAUGGUGGAGUAGAUAGGGGAGAAGGUGUCAAAAUUGACAUAUUGACUGCUUCAACUUGUCCUGAGAAACUGUGUACAGAUGGACCAGCUAAAACCAAGAAUCCAUUUUUUAGGGUCACAUGCUUUCGUGGUAGUUCUGAGCAUCCAUUUGAAUCUCCUGAAGCAGCAGCUGAGUUUGGAGCUGCAAUAGUGAGCAGAUUUGGUUGGCCUGUUAGCAUGAAGCACUAUGACAUGGAAGUGGUACUCACUAUUGAUGGAGUUCUCCACACAUUGGAGACACAGCUCACUGCCUCAGCCACUAAAUGUCAUGCUUGCAAUUUCAAUUUUCCUAUAAUGCUUGAGUUGAAUUUCCCCAGCAAGACAUCAUUCGAUUUCUUCAAUAAGCACCCCAAUUUCCUCACUGAGUGUGUCUAUGUUGGGAUUCGCCUGAGCCCAAGAAGCCUACAUCAGAGAAAUAUAAUGGAGUUUGGGCCAACUACUCUGCGAGCCACUAUUUGCUUCAACAUGCUCUAUUUGGCCAUGGUGAUGCCUGGAGAUAUUGUCUGUGAUCCACUGUGCGGUGGAGGAUCUAUUCCACUUGAGGGUACUCAGGGAUUCCCACAUGCCUGGUAUAUUGCUGGUGACAAUCAUGAGAAGGCAUAUACAAGGACCCUUCAUAAUAUGGCUGCCCUCAGGAAUGAGAAAGGGUUGAAAAUGGACAUGCAUUGUUGGGAUGCAACACAUUUACCCCUUCGAGACUCUCUUGUUGAUGUCUUCAUCACCGACUUGCCUUUUGGGAAACGAAUGGGAACCAGACGUGACAAUCGAGAACUCUACUUCCAUGUCCUCCUGGAGAUGGCUCGUUGUGUGCGUCCCCGUUGGGGACGUGCCAUCAUCCUCACACUAGAUGUUACUUCCCUGUCAAAGGCUCUAGGACAGCUGGGCAUGUAUUGGCUGCGCCCUCGACAAUACAAUAUCAAUAUUGGAGGACUCAAAGGAGUGAUCUCCCAACUUCAGCGUACUUCAAAUGUUUUGUGCACCUAUGCUGAGCACUCCAAUGGCAUGUUGAAAAAAUUCACAAAUGAAAACUCUUCAGUGACAGCCAAACAGAGUGCUGUUGCAACUAGUUCACUUGCAGUGAAUUCUCAGGAAUCUGUUGAGUCAAAUGCAUCUCUGCAUGUUGUAAAAGCUUUGACCAUUGGAGAUUCUGAAGGCACAUCUGAAAAUCUUUCUACUGCAACUACUCCCUUGCAGUUGGAUCCUGAAUCUCAUGAAGCGAAGACGUCUUUCACUCCUGCAGUUCCCUCUUUUCAUAUGCCUGUAGAAAAGGAUGAUCCUGCAUUGAUGAUCCAAGUAGAUGCUGGCAAAAUGAUGGAAGAUAUUUGCAAAUUGGAGACUCUUCCACAUGAAAAGAAAUUAUCUGGUCCUGAUUCAAGUCCUGAAAUGUCUAUAGCACAGGGCAAACUAGCUGCUAUGAGACCUAGGUGCUGUAUGGAUGCCACCCUCUUCAAUGAUGCAUUUGCACCAAAUGACUUUGAGUUCUUUGUCAACCAUAAAGAUGCAUUUCUACAGAUGUGGAAGGAUCAGGGGCAGAAAUUCUGGGUUCGUCUGAUGUUGGCUCAUCGUUCAUAUGUCCUCAGUCUCCUCUUCAAGGAUGACCCAGAAAGUGAGAGAGCACGAAAAACAGAGAAGCAGAUCCAAUAUAUGUUUGAGAGGGGAUAUAUCCAAUUGUAUCGACACAUCAUGGAAGAAAAGAGCAAACAACCCAAGACUUUCCUUGAGCACCUGGCCACACUAACCCAGAAUCGAUCACUCCUCAUGAAUGUUUAUAAGGAAGGCUCUAAAGGUGUGGAGGAGGAAUCACUUCAGUGGCUGAUGAAGGCUCGCCUUUGUCAAUGUGAAGGAUGUGUAGACCUACCUCCUGAAGACUGCAAAUGUACAGACUGUGUUGGUCCAAAUGGUCAGACAUUGAGAAACACUGAACAUGGAGAUCGAUUCAACAUGGUCUACCAUUUUCCCUCUUUGCUGCCACCCCAAUCUAAAUCUGAAUCUCACAGUGCAUACUUUCGAGUAUGCCUUAAUAAGCUGGAUGCAAAAUGGAAGGAUGUGGAUGAUUCCAAGUAUGACUGUGAUCUUCCUUACCGAAUCCAGGAAGAGAUUGAGGAAAUGUAUGAAGCAGAUUGCAUUAUUGGUCAAUACUUAGAGAACAUUUAUGAAGAUAUCCAGAGACUCAAGGAAACCCUCCUUCUUAUGCAGGUUGAGGGAUGGCUACAUUCUGAAAGCCCUGGGGUAGUGAACUUGUAUAAGAAAGCUACCAAGAUAUUCUUCAACCAAUGCAACACCUUAAAUGAACAUCUCCACAAUGCUCAAGCUCUAAUGCUUGACUUCAAUAUCCGAGUGCAUCUGUUGGAGGACUACUGGAGGAAUCGUUCAGCAUCAGGAAAGAAACGAAAAGGUAAAAAGAAAAUGUCUUUGCCAGAGGACUCCUUCCCAACUGAAGACGUCACUGCUGACGAGUUCCUGGCAUGGACGCGUCCACUUCGUGUGCUCCUCAAGGAAGCAGUGAAAGACCCAAUCAAGAAGGAGAAACUGAUUGCAUGCACCAAGCGACUUGCAGAGGCCACUUGCUUGGAUUUGUUUCCUGAUGACACUCUUGGUGAUAGAAUAUAUGAACAUAGCUUUCUGAUAAAGGUGCGAGAAGCACUGGAGACCACAUGUUUCAAGGAUUAUUACAGGAAGAAAAUUGCAGAAGAUUUUAAGGCAAAUACGUUGAAAAUCUUGAAUGGAUUGGUUCCUAUCAUUGCCCCACACCUUGGUGAGUCAAGUCAGUUUCAAGUUCCCUGAGCUCAUAGUUUAUGAAA